UUCAAACUGCCCCUUUGGCCCCGCCCCUCGAAAAGCUAUAAAUACCAUCAGCUUCACUUCCUCCCUUCAGUACUGCCUUCAGCUGCCGAUACUUCAACGUCGGUGAGAAGGAGAAAAACAGUCAGACAAAAUGCGUGAGUGUAUUUCUAUGCACGUCGGCCAGGCCGGCACCCAGAUGGGCAAUGCAUGCUGGGAGCUGUAUUGCCUGGAGCACGGCAUCCAGCCGGACGGUCAGAUGCCCAGCGACAAGACGAUCGGAGGAGGAGACGACUCCUUCAACACCUUCUUCAGUGAGACUGGAGCUGGAAAACAUGUUCCCAGAGCUGUGUUUGUGGACCUGGAGCCGACAGUCAUCGAUGAAGUUCGAACUGGAACCUACCGACAGCUCUUCCACCCUGAGCAGCUGAUCACCGGGAAGGAAGACGCCGCCAACAACUACGCUCGUGGUCACUACACGGUCGGAAAGGAGAUCAUCGACCUGGUUCUGGACAGGACUCGUAAGCUGGCCGACCAGUGCACAGGGCUCCAAGGUUUCCUCAUCUUCCACUCCUUUGGAGGAGGAACCGGCUCUGGCUUCACCUCUCUGCUGAUGGAGCGUCUCUCCGUCGACUACGGCAAAAAGUCCAAGCUGGAGUUUGCGGUUUACCCGGCUCCUCAGGUGUCCACGGCCGUGGUGGAGCCCUACAACUCCAUCCUGACCACCCACACCACCCUGGAGCACUCGGACUGCGCCUUCAUGGUGGACAACGAGGCCAUCUACGACAUCUGCCGCAGGAACCUGGACAUCGAGCGUCCCACCUACACCAACCUCAACAGGCUGAUUGGACAGAUCGUCUCCUCCAUCACCGCCUCCCUGCGCUUCGACGGCGCCCUGAACGUGGACCUGACGGAGUUCCAGACCAACCUGGUGCCCUACCCUCGCAUCCACUUCCCUCUGGCCACCUACGCCCCUGUCAUCUCUGCAGAGAAGGCCUAUCACGAGCAGCUCUCUGUCGCUGACAUCACCAACGCCUGCUUCGAGCCGGCCAAUCAGAUGGUGAAGUGCGACCCUCGUCACGGCAAGUACAUGGCCUGCUGCCUCCUGUACCGCGGAGACGUGGUGCCCAAAGACGUCAACUCGGCCAUCGCCACCAUCAAGACGAAGCGCAGCAUCCAGUUUGUGGACUGGUGUCCCACAGGCUUCAAGGUGGGCAUCAACUACCAGCCUCCCACCGUGGUUCCUGGAGGAGACCUGGCCAAGGUGCAGAGGGCCGUGUGCAUGCUGAGCAACACCACCGCCAUUGCCGAGGCCUGGGCUCGACUGGACCACAAGUUCGACCUGAUGUACGCCAAGAGGGCCUUCGUCCACUGGUACGUGGGAGAGGGGAUGGAGGAGGGAGAGUUCUCGGAGGCCAGAGAGGACAUGGCCGCCCUGGAGAAGGAUUACGAAGAGGUGGGAACCGACAGCGUCGGGGAGGAGGACGAAGGAGAGGAGUACUAGAUCGCCGAAACACCUGUUCAUCGCUCCACUGGUCCCACAAAGACCAGCUCAACACCAAAGAGUGUUACUGCGACGCUGUCUGGACUCACUCCUUUCAGUUCUGCACAUUCCAGUCGACCAUCAUGAGUUUCCUGCCUCAUUUUACAUUGAUCCAAACUAAUAAAGACCAUGAAGUUUA
Messenger RNA from Lates calcarifer (barramundi perch), 1658 nucleotides. RefSeq names its product tubulin alpha chain. Gene Ontology annotation, cellular component: cytoplasm; microtubule. Bases 131 to 1480 code for a protein of 449 amino acids. Gene Ontology annotation, biological process: mitotic cell cycle; microtubule cytoskeleton organization. The record is from RefSeq and is a predicted model, not a curated record. Gene Ontology annotation, molecular function: GTP binding; structural constituent of cytoskeleton. NCBI's taxonomy places the organism in Eukaryota, Metazoa, Chordata, Actinopteri, Centropomidae. The transcript is spliced from 4 exons.